Molecule: messenger RNA, 339 nt
Organism: Motacilla alba alba
Lineage: Eukaryota; Metazoa; Chordata; Aves; Passeriformes; Motacillidae
Product: feather beta keratin-like
Exons: 1
Coding region: 1-339 (112 amino acids)
Cellular component (GO): intermediate filament
Molecular function (GO): structural constituent of cytoskeleton
Source: RefSeq, a predicted model, not a curated record
AUGGCCUGCAACAGCCUCUGCCGUCCCUGUGGACCCACCCCACUGGCCAACAGCUGCAACGAGCCCUGUGCCCUGCAAUGCCAGGAUUCCCGCGUCAUCAUCGACCCUUCCCCUGUGCUGGUCACCCUGCCAGGACCCAUCAUGACCUCCUUCCCCCAGAACACCGCCGUCGGAUCCACCUCCUCCGCUGCCGUGGGCACUGAGCUCAAUGUGCAGGGACAGCCCAUCUCUGGGGGCUUUGGCUACGGCCUUGGCUUUGGCCUUGGCUAUGGCCGUGGAUUUGGCUAUGGGCUGGGAGGCCUGGGCUGCUAUGGCAGAAGGGGCGGCUACAUCUGCUAA